This is a messenger RNA of Ananas comosus (pineapple), 2201 nucleotides long. Its product is annotated as serine/threonine-protein kinase HT1-like. Gene Ontology annotation, biological process: protein phosphorylation. NCBI's taxonomy places the organism in Eukaryota, Viridiplantae, Streptophyta, Magnoliopsida, Poales, Bromeliaceae. Gene Ontology annotation, molecular function: protein kinase activity; ATP binding. The coding region runs from base 300 to 1556 and encodes 418 amino acids. The transcript has 3 exons. The record is from RefSeq and is a predicted model, not a curated record.
CUCUAACUCUCUCUCUCUCUCUCUCUAAUUCUCUCUCCAACUCGUCGUCGUCUUCGUCUUCGUCUCCUCUUCGCUCUCCACGAGCUCUCCCAAUCCCCCAUUUCUCCGCCUAUUCCCCGCCGAUCUUCUCCCUCGCGCAGGCGAUUCCUCCUCGGCGUCGCCUUCGCCGUGCGAUCCCCUCCCGAUCGAGAUUCUUGCAGUUCGAGUCUGAGCAAUUGGUGGAGCUCGAAUGCUGCAUUUUGUCGAACGAAAGGGAGAAUUUUGAUCAAUAUAAAUCUUUUUAAAUUGGAUUUUCAAAGAUGUUAGAGGGCCCUAAAUUCCACGGAAUCAUGGGAGGUGGUGGCGGCGGCCAUGACCACAAUAGUAACAUAUACGACAUGGCUUACUACCACAAGCUUGGUGAGGGUUCCAACAUGUCAGUCGACAGUAUCAAUAGCUUACAAACCACCAACAAUGGUGGCUCGAUUGCUAUGUCUGUAGACAACAGCAGUGUCGGCUCAAGCGACUCACACACCGCCAUCCUUAACCAUGCCUCUGGGCUCCGCCCACACCCACCUGCCAACCAUUCGAUAGGAAACAGUGUGUUUCGCCCCAGUAGGGUUUCUCAUCCCCUUAACAAUGAUGCCUUAUCUCGGGCGUUGAUGGACCCGCAAUACCCUACACAGCCGCUCAUGGAUUUUGAGGAGUGGACGCUUGAUUUGGGGAAGCUUAACAUGGGAAUGCCAUUUGCUCAGGGGGCUUUUGGGAAGCUUUAUAAAGGCACCUACAAUGGAGAAGAUGUUGCAAUUAAGCUGCUGGAAAAGCCUGAGAAUGACCUGGAGAGAGCGCAGUUGAUGGAACAACAGUUCGCUCAGGAGGUUAUGAUGCUGGCCACUUUGAAGCACCCGAAUAUAGUGAGGUUUAUUGGGGCUUGCAGAAAGCCUAUAGUUUGGUGCAUCGUUACUGAGUACGCAAAGGGUGGUUCGGUGCGGCAAUUUCUAAUGAGAAGGCAGAACAGGUCGGUGCCGCUGAAGCUGGCGGUGAAGCAGGCACUUGAUGUUGCCAAGGGAAUGGCUUAUGUUCAUGGAUUAGGGUUUAUUCACAGGGAUCUCAAGUCGGACAACCUACUGAUCUUUUCGGACAAAUCCAUCAAGAUUGCGGACUUUGGUGUGGCCCGCAUUGAGGUGCAGACCGAAGGGAUGACUCCGGAGACAGGAACAUAUCGUUGGAUGGCACCAGAGAUGAUCCAGCACAGACCUUACACCCAGAAAGUCGAUGUGUAUAGCUUUGGUAUUGUCCUGUGGGAGCUCAUAACUGGCAUGCUUCCCUUUGCAAACAUGACAGCUGUCCAGGCGGCAUUUGCGGUUGUGAACAAGGGUGUCCGUCCUAUUGUACCGCCGGACUGCCCACCCUCCCUUGGCGAGAUCAUGACCCGCUGUUGGGAUGCGAAUCCCGAUGCACGUCCCCCUUUUACCGAAAUCGUUGCUAUGCUCGAGAAUGCCGAGAUGGAGAUCAUGAGCACCGUCCGGAAGGCUCGAUUCCGGUGUUGCAUUUCCGAGCCUAUGACCACAGAAUGAAACCCUAGAGAGGGGAAAAAGUUGAAAAGAAGAAAAAGGAAAAAAAGAAAAGAAAGAGUAGUGAUUCAUGUAUCUCCGAACGUACUCAGAAUAUUGUCGAUGAGUCAACUUGAUAUAUAUACAGCGGCCACCGAAUGUUUUAACUUUUCAGAUUGCGUGCCAGUUUUGAAAUGUAAAAAAGUUAAACCAAUCACUAGCCGCCGCAUAUGUACAACCGACUCGAACAAUAUUAUACGGUACCGUCUGAGGUACAUGCAGCAUUACUUAAAAGGCGAAGGAAGAAAAAGAGUAAGGCAGCCCAAGUAUGUUCUAUCUAUCAUUUUAAUGGACUGAUUUAUUGGAGAAAAAAAGAAUUUGUUGUGUUUGUGGGUUUCUAGUUGCUUUUCCUCUACGAGAGGUUUACUUUUCUAGGGUUUUCCUCCUCUGGGUUUCUUUCUUUUCUUGUUGGAUCUUUUAUGAUGUUGGUAAGCUUCAUAGCUUAUUUUGUCUUUGUGAAAUAUAUAUAUAUAAUAUAUAUGUUCUUCUCCUGCCUGUUCUGUGAGAUACGUGAAUUUGCUGUCUCUGACAGACCUAUCCUCUCUGUCAUAUCUCCAAUGAUAUAUAACAUAGUAGUCAUCCAAUAAAUGCUUCUUUAGUACUGCAUUA